This is a messenger RNA of Orcinus orca (killer whale), 824 nucleotides long. Its product is annotated as centromere protein N-like. The record is from RefSeq and is a predicted model, not a curated record. The coding region runs from base 35 to 766 and encodes 243 amino acids. Gene Ontology annotation, biological process: CENP-A containing chromatin assembly; chromosome segregation. Lineage: Eukaryota; Metazoa; Chordata; Mammalia; Artiodactyla; Delphinidae. The transcript has a single exon.
AGGCGGGAACAUCUGAUGAGAGAGCCAGCCGGCGAUGUGUGCCAAAGAGAUGGAUGAAACUGUUUCCGAGUUUUUCAGGAGGACCAUCUUGAAAAUCCCAUUGACUGAAAUGAUGACAAUACUAAAAACCUGGAAUUUUUUGUCUGAAAAUCAACUGCAGACUGUAAACUUCCGGCAGAGAAAGGAAUCUCUUGUUCAGGACUUGGUUCUGCUUUGUGAGGAAAAUCGUGCAAGUCUCAAUGAUGCAGCCCUUUUAGACAUCAUUUAUACUCAAUUUCAUCGGCAUCAGAAAGUUUGGGAUGUUUUUCAGAUGAGUAAAGGACCAGGUGAAGACACUGACCUUUUUGAUAUGGAACAAUUCAAAAGUUCAUUCAAGAAAAUUCUUAAGAGAGCAUUAAAAAAUGUGACAGUCAGCUUCAGAGAUGCUGAGGAGAAUGCAGUAUGGAUUCAAAUUGCCUGGGGAACACAGUAUAGAAAGCCAAACCAGUACAAACCUGCUUACGUGGUGUAUUAUUCCCAAACACCAUAUGCCUUCACUUCUUCCUCCCAACUGAAAAGCAAUCUACCCCUUCUGGGUCAGGCACUGACAAUUGCUAGCAAACACCAUCAGAUUGUGAAAAUGGACCUCAGAAGCCGGUAUCUGGACUCUCUUAAGGCUAUUGUUUUUAAACAGUAUAAUCAGACCUUUGAAACUCACAACUCUACUACACCUCUACAAGAAAGAAGCCUUGGGCUAGAUAGAAAUAGUAUGUGUGUUUUAAGAUAAAAACUGAAAUUUGGAAGGACAUUCCUUUUCAGAUUUCUGUCACCCAGGAAAACAUUUA